AUGGAGAUUCACUCAGAUCUAAGCUUAGAUGAAAUAUACCUGUUGAUGCAGGGAAUACUUCAAGAAACAGACUAUAUAGAUGAGGUGGACCUGGGAACACUUCGGAAACUAGAACACAUCGACAUCGACAUCAGCUUAGAUCACACAGAUGCAGGAACAUAUACUAUGGAUGUUGAUGCAAAUGUUGAUGUGGAUACUGACAUGGAUGAAUUUUAUCUGGAAAAUGUGGAAAAUGGAGAGGUGAUGCAGGUCAAUGCUCACUCUGAUCAGAUGGAUAUUGACUGA
Molecule: messenger RNA, 285 nt
Organism: Suillus fuscotomentosus
Lineage: Eukaryota; Fungi; Basidiomycota; Agaricomycetes; Boletales; Suillaceae
Exons: 5
Coding region: 1-285 (94 amino acids)
Source: RefSeq, a predicted model, not a curated record